CCUUUACUUCCCUCCACCAUGGAACUCCCAAUUUACUACUCAAAAUCCGAAUACAUAGAGACCGACACAGGAAACAAAGUGUCAAGAAAGGCUGCAAUCGCAGGUCCUCAGAACAUUAUCCUCGGUGGCAAGACUAUCAUUUCGAGUGGUGCCAUAAUACGUGGCGACCUGAGGCGGUCAGGUUCUGGUCCUGCUGUUGUCAUAUCCCUCGGUCGGUACUGUUUAGUCGGCGAGGGUUGUGUAAUGAGGCCGCCAUACAAGACCUAUAGAGGGACUUUCAACUACUACCCCAUGAAAGUUGGAGAUCACGUACACAUCGGAGCCAACUCUGUGGUAGAAGCCGCGACGAUUGGAAACCACGUCGAAAUCGGAAAAAACUGUGUCAUCGGAAAGUUCACUAUCAUCAAAGAUUGCGCAAAAGUUGUAGAUAAUACAAUUGUACCUGCGAACACCGUAAUUCCUGCUCUCUCCUUGUUCGGUGGAUCACCGGCACGGUUUGUUGAAGACUUACCAGAGUCUACACAAGAGAUUGUCGAAGCCUACACAAAACAGUACUACAUGCGUUUCCAACCACUGGAUAAAGAUAGGGAACGUUGACAAACUCGCGUGUUCACCUACUUUGCACUUACUCUAAUCGACUCUAGCUUUCGCUGAGCUAGAUGUACUCUACCAUCGUCUCAUGACAUGGAGUGAGCUCCUACAUAGAGCAUGAAAAGAUCUAUAUACUACCACUGUACAGUAGUAAUACCGAGCUUGCACCUUCGGGG
Molecule: messenger RNA, 767 nt
Organism: Marasmius oreades (fairy-ring Marasmius)
Lineage: Eukaryota; Fungi; Basidiomycota; Agaricomycetes; Agaricales; Marasmiaceae
Exons: 6
Coding region: 19-597 (192 amino acids)
Source: RefSeq, a predicted model, not a curated record